Molecule: messenger RNA, 1427 nt
Organism: Mirounga angustirostris (Northern elephant seal)
Lineage: Eukaryota; Metazoa; Chordata; Mammalia; Carnivora; Phocidae
Gene: SFXN4
Product: sideroflexin 4
Exons: 14
Coding region: 142-1077 (311 amino acids)
Biological process (GO): monoatomic ion transport; mitochondrial transmembrane transport
Cellular component (GO): mitochondrial inner membrane
Molecular function (GO): monoatomic ion transmembrane transporter activity
Source: RefSeq, a predicted model, not a curated record
UGCCCGGCUCCUCCUCCGCGCCUGGCCCGGCCCGGCCGCCGCUGCCUCUCCAAACACCGCACAGGUCCCAGGAAGCAGCGCCCGAGGAGGAGGAAGCGCAGGGGCCGGGCGGCUCCCUGGGUGCCGCGGCGCGGCUCCCGCAUGGAGCCCAACGUGCGCUUCUGGAUCACCGAACGUCAAUCUUUUAUUCAGAGAUUUCUUCAGUGGACAGAAUUGUUGGAUCCUACAAAUUUGGUUGUUUCAAUUGAAAAAAUAGAAAAAUCAAGGCAACUAUUGUUAACAAAUGAAGAUGCGUCCAUACGUGACUUGGAGGACCAAAGGGUAAAAGACGCUUGGAAGAGAAGUCUCUCAACCGUGCAUCCUGACAACAGCAAACUGAUUCCCGUUCCUUUUCGACCUGCAGCUCUCCUACCUUUCACGGCGCCCAUGAUAUUUUUCUCGAUGCUGUCAGUAAAGAGUCUGAAGUCCCUGAUUUUACCUCAGAUUUCCUUCUAUACCUACACCACAGUGUUCAACAUUGUCAAUGGAAACGCAAGUUAUAAUCGUCGCCUACAUGAGAGUGUGUUACUAGGGACAGGAGUGAUUGCCUCUUCCUCCUUUUUUGGAUUAUUCCCUCGUUUGCUCCAGAUGCGGCUGAAUCACGUUCUGUUGAAAAAAGCCCUUCCCGUCAUCAUUCUCACCCACAUCAGUGCAAUGAAUGUUGUCGCAGUCCGAAGUCUUGAGCCCAUUCGAGGCAUUGAAGUCAUGGACAAGGAAGGCAAUGUCAUGGGCUAUUCCAGGAAAGCCGGGACAAAGGCCGUUAAAGAUACAGCAACAUCCAGAGUAGUGCUGUUUGGGACCUCAGCUUUCAUCCCUGAAGUCUUCUCGCACUUUUUUGUAAGGACCCAGUUUUUCCGGCAAUAUCCGUGGUCAUUAUGGACCUUCAAGCUGUCUUGUACUGUCUUAGUAAUGGGACUGAUGGUGCCGGUUUCUUUUAGUAUAUUCCCACAAAUUGAACGGAUACAGUGCAGUGAACUUGAAAAGGAAAUUCAGUCUGCAACAGAAGAAACAGAACUCUUCUAUAACAGAGGGGUGUAAGGAUGUGUUUUCGGUGAAUUUGUUUGGUUCCUGCUUGAACACCUUCCUCUCUGCUCGAGCUGUCCGAUCGAAGAACUCUGCAGCAGGUCUGGCACCCGAGGCAUCUGCGCCCACAGGUUGCCUUCCAAUGACACAGGCCAUGGCCCUUUCAAGGCUGUUGCCUGGGCUUUCGAGCCUGGAUGGAAGGAGAGAAGAGAAAGGAGAGGCCGUUCUGUCUGACCCACCCCAUGGGGCUGCAGAAAGAACGGCUGAUGGAAGAGUCCAUUUUCUAUGUGUUCAUCAGCCUCUGAAGGACACUGUGAAAUGACUAAUAAACUUACCAAAAGAGGCCCGCAGAUUUGGUGCCAGGA